AUGGACGAUGCGCCGGGGAAAAGCGCCUGCGGCAAAUUCACGCUGCUAGUAGGGCUAGUCAAAGUCGGCCAGGAGUACGUCGGAGACGCUGAUAACGAUGAUGGAAUCGCCGCCAUCAAGGAGCGCAUCAUGCACAAAGUGCUGAGCAUAAACAACUACAUCAAGUCACUAUGUGACUUCUACGAUCGUGAGAAGGCUUCAGCUCAAGCCGGCCGCCAGACUGCGGAGGAUGUCAGCAAAACUGCGCAGCAUACGGCGAUGAACCUCGAGAAGUUCGUCUCGAGAAACGAGUUCUUUGUCUACUCCGUAUCAGUCACGCUAAACCCGCGUGUGCGAACUCCAGCAGACCUGCACAAAGACAGCGGCGAGGGCGACGGUGUAUGCACCAUCACUGUCAAGCUGCCGCGGGAGAAGCAGCGCCAGGCAUUCUACAUCCGGCUCAUGCUCAAGCUCAUAUCGAAACACUCGCUCAUGCUCAAGUUGACUCCUGAAAGGGCAACGCAGGCAUCACGACAAGCUAAAAGGGAAGGUGAUGAGCCCGACGCAUCCCCGAAGCCGAAGAACACCGAGGCACCUGCUGAGUACUUCGAUGAUGAUGACAAAGGUGACCCGCAGGGUGCACAGGACUGCCGAUAUGUCAGGGCCGGCAUGAACUCGUUCAGCUCGUACUCAUUCUUCAACCAGAGCUCGAUGAUACUCAGCAAGUAUGUCAACAGCAACGUUGUAUUGCGCGAGGACGACCACGUGAUGGCGGAGCGACUUAUGCGGGAGAAGGAAAAGAAGCGGCGAGAGCUGCAGAUGAACCGCGGAAGAACAUAG
Babesia ovata is the source of this 819-nucleotide messenger RNA. Its product is annotated as kelch-like ECH-associated 1, putative. The record is from RefSeq and is a predicted model, not a curated record. The transcript is spliced from 2 exons. Lineage: Eukaryota; Apicomplexa; Aconoidasida; Piroplasmida; Babesiidae. The coding region runs from base 1 to 819 and encodes 272 amino acids.